AGCCAAGUGUUCAUGAUAUGAUCCAGCUGGCUUAUAGGGAUCAACAACCCCCUUGUGAAUAAUGGUUAAAAACGGAUCCCACCUGGACAUUGAAACGCUGGCAAUGCUCCAGAAUAAAGCUAUCUCCAUCACCCUCCCAGUUGUGUAUACACUGGUGGCCUUGAUCAGUAUCCCUGGCAACUUGUUCUCCCUUUGGGUGCUCUGCUGGCACAUCAAACCCAAAACACCUUCUGUUAUCUUCAUGAUCAACCUAAGCAUCACGGACCUCAUGCUGGCCAGCUGCUUUCCCUUCCAGAUUUCUUAUCACAUCCAAAGCAAUCACUGGAGCUUUGGCAAGACUCUUUGCAGCCUCGUGACUGUGAUGUUCUACUCCAACAUGUAUUCUUCCAUACUGACCAUGACCUGUAUAAGCAUCGAGCGGUACAUGGGUGUGGUAUAUCCCAUGAAGUUGAUCAAGUGGAGAAGAAAAAGAUAUGCCUUGGCUGCCUGCCUAGGCAUGUGGAUUUUCUUGCUACUAGCCUUCUACCCACUAGAAAGCACAGAUCUGACCUAUGAAGUGAAAGAACUAGGGAUUAUAACUUGUUUUGAUGUCCUCAAAUGGGAUAUGCUGCCCAAUUUUGCAGCCUGGGUAGCCUUUCUCCUCACGCUAUUUGUUGUGCUGUUCCUGAUCCCUUUUGUUGUAACAGUUGGAUGCUAUAUUGGUACCAUCCGGAAGCUUAUUCAGACAUCAAACAGAUACGGUAACAAGCAGAAGACUAGAUCCAUAUACCUGGCGAUGAUAGUUCUUUCAGUAUUCAUCACUUGCUUCGCUCCCAAUAACUUUAUCCUACUUGCGCAUAUGAUCAUCCGCCUGUUUUACGACAGGAGUUUGUACCCUGCCUACAAGCUCACCUUGUGCCUCAGUUGCCUCAACAACUGCAUAGAUCCCUUCAUUUAUUACUUUGCAUCCAAAGAAUUUUACCAGAAAUUCAUGCAAGUGUUUCGUCCUAAGGUACUGCUCAGUGACAGUUUGGAAAACAGAAGGGAAAGCUUAUUCUCUGGCAGGACCAUGUCAGCCAGGUCGAUGUCAAGCGGACCUAUGGAUGGUUUAGAGGGAGUAAACGCCUAUUUGCAAAGGCAGGAAAGUGUUUUUUAGCCUUAGACAUCCCCAGAAGAAAGGCACCUGUGAGAUCCACGAGUAGACACAGAAAACAUUUCUUUUUGAAUGGCUGCACUCAAAAUAUCUUGCUCCAGUGACAGAACUCAAGCCAUC
This is a messenger RNA of Balearica regulorum gibbericeps (East African grey crowned-crane), 1252 nucleotides long. The record is from RefSeq and is a predicted model, not a curated record. Lineage: Eukaryota; Metazoa; Chordata; Aves; Gruiformes; Gruidae.